UGCCUCUCCAUUGUUCCGACUCUUGUAUAGAUUAAGGGAAGGAAUAAUUGGAGAGAGCAGAGGCGGCCGCCACAUUAGUGGAAAAAUUAAUUUUCCACUCUAGCUAAAUUAUUACAGUACUACGCUGCCUGACAGUUAAUUAAUCUUUUGGUUAAUUAGUUGCUACACACACGCUCACCUAGUAAUACUAGCACCCGACCUAGCUACAAAAGCAGCAGCAAGCUACGAAGAGGGCAAGAUGGUGAACCCCGACGCAGUCCGCAAUGUCGUCGGCAUCAUCGGUAACUUCAUAUCGUUCGGGCUGUUCCUGGCGCCGGUGCCGACGUUCGUGACGAUCGUGAAGAAGAAGGACGUGGAGGAGUUCGUGCCGGACCCGUACCUGGCGACGUUCCUCAACUGCGCGCUGUGGGUGUUGUACGGCCUCCCCUUGGUCCACCCCAACAGCAUCCUCGUCGCCACCAUCAACGGCGUCGGCCUCCUCAUCGAGAUCGCCUACCUCGCCAUCUACUUCGCCUACGCCCCCAGGCCCAAGCGCUGCAAGAUGCUCGCCGUCCUCGCCGUCGAGCUCGUCUUCCUCGCCGCCGUCGCCGCCGCCGUCCUCCUCGGCGCCCACACCUACGACAAGCGCUCGCUCGUCGUCGGCAGCCUCUGCGUCUUCUUCGGCACCCUCAUGUACGCCGCGCCGCUCACCAUCAUGAAACAAGUGAUCGCGACGAAGAGCGUGGAGUACAUGCCCUUCACGCUGUCGCUGGUGAGCUUCAUCAACGGCAUUUGCUGGACAAUCUACGCGCUCAUCCGCUUCGACAUCUUCAUCACGAUUCCGAACGGCAUGGGCACGCUGCUGGGCGCGGCGCAGCUGAUCCUCUACUUCUGCUACUACGGGUCGACGCCCAAGGCCGGCGACGACAGGAGCCUCCAGCUGCCGGCGAAGGACGGCAGCGCCCACUCCGCCGUGUAGCGGCCGGGGCUAUAUAUAUGGACCAUGCGUGUGCAACAAUUAAUUAAUCAGAACCAAGCUAGCAUGCCAUGAAAUGCAAAGACGGAUCGAUCGAGAGAACCACAAAGGCAGGCAUGCAUUUGCAGAGAUCAUGUAAUUCUGAUCGACGAUGAUUAAUCUGUUGGAUGGAUGCAAUGAUGGAUGCUGCAAAAGCCUACGCAUGCAGGUGGCUGCGCUCUUCUGAUUCGACUACUGAUUUUGCCUUGCCCGUGCAGCUUCUUUGUGUGUGUGGGCUUGCGUAUAUAUAUGCAUCGGCAAUUCGGCAUUGCACAAGGUUAAUCCGGUUGGUCAGUAGAAGCUAGGCUCACCAAUUAAUUAAGCAGAUCCAAGUUAAAACCA
Molecule: messenger RNA, 1336 nt
Organism: Oryza brachyantha (malo sina)
Lineage: Eukaryota; Viridiplantae; Streptophyta; Magnoliopsida; Poales; Poaceae
Product: bidirectional sugar transporter SWEET5-like
Exons: 4
Coding region: 239-958 (239 amino acids)
Biological process (GO): carbohydrate transport
Cellular component (GO): membrane
Molecular function (GO): sugar transmembrane transporter activity
Source: RefSeq, a predicted model, not a curated record